AUGGGUGAAAUGAAAUGCUUACCAUCAUGUAGAAAGAAAGAAAAUAAUAUGCAUCCAUGCCAAACCUAUACAUUCAUAUGCACAUUUAUCUACUUAGAUACUCCUAUAUGUAUACAGUAUAUAUAUUUAGACACAUAUGGCUAAAAAAGGCAGGGUUACAUCACAUUAUCAGGGUCUUUGGGUCCUCUCUGUCCUUGGUCUGUGAUUCUUCCAUUUAUAGAUUGAGAUCCAUUUAUUUGGCUUUAGCACAGGGUUAACAUUUCUAGAUGCUAUUGUUGCAUCACGCAUCAUCUAACUGUUACAGGCAAACAAAGAUUGGAUUGACUUUGUGUAAAAUAUGUAAAUUAUUUGACUCUUGUGACGUAAAGAGUUGGUACAAUAGUUUAAUUUUGAGGGAUGCAUUUUGUUAGAAGUAGCUCAAGCUGUUAAAUAAAUGUGGUGGAGUAAAAUAAAAUGGAUUCACUUUUAAAUGUAAUGGAGCAAAAGUAUAAAGUAGCAUACAAUGGAAAUACUCAGGGAAAAGUACCUCAAAAUUCUACUUAAGUACAGUACUUGAGUAAAUGUAUUAAGUAACUUCCCACUUCUGGUAGUAAGGAGAUCGUUGGGUUUCAAAUAACAAUUCCAGUUUUUCUAGUACUUUUCAAUUUGUGUCUUUUCAAUCAUGUCUCAGAGAGGCAGAUGUUCUAUUAUAUGAAUUUACUAAAUGAUUGCGUUUCUCUCUGACGUUGCUGGAGAUCUUAAACUGAGCCAUUUUAUCUUUGUGAAAUAUGACUGUACCAGGGUUCAGAUGUGAUUUCAGGCAGGGAGGGGCAGGUUGUGCCGUUAAAAAGAAAGUCAUUUCAUAUUCACUUUGAUCAGAGACCAAAUAGGUGUGCGUCAGAAAGAUAAUAGAAAGGACAAAUUAACUAAUACUUUACCUUAGUACUUUAAGCACUCGAGACAAUGGCCGAAGAAAACAGUGCGGGUGCCAAAGGCUUCGUCGAUAGCAGCAUUCACGUCGACGUCAAGGAUUAUUAUGGCAAGGUGCUGAAGAAAACCUCAGACCUGAAGAGCAACGCCUGUGUGGCUCCAGCUCAGCCCAUUCCUGCCUUCAUCCGCCAGGCUCUGAAGAAAGUGCACCCUGAAGUCACCGCCAGGUACUAUGGCUGUGGUCUGGUGGUGCCAGAGUGCUUGGAGGGCUGCAGGAUCCUUGACCUGGGCAGUGGGAGUGGGAGGGACGUGUACAUGCUGAGUGAGCUGGUGGGCGAGAAGGGCCAUGUCACUGGCAUUGACAUGACUGAGGACCAGCUGGAUGUGGCCAGGACUUAUGUGGAUUAUCACAUGAAAGAAUUUGGCUUCAAGAAGCCCAAUGUGAGUUUUGUCCAGGGCUACAUCGAGGCCCUAACAGAAGCGGGUCUGGAAAAGAGCUCAUUUGACAUCAUAAUUUCCAACUGUGUGGUGAAUCUCUCUCCAGACAAGAAGCGAGUACUGGCUGAAGCCUACAGUGUGCUCAAGGAUGGUGGUGAGCUGUACUUCAGUGAUGUCUACAGCAGUGGAAGAUUAACAGAGGAAAUUAAAAAUCAUAAAGUCCUUUGGGGCGAGUGUAUUGGUGGAGCACUCUGGUGGAAGGAUCUGCUGCAGUUGGCCGAAGAAGUUGGAUUCAGCCUGCCGCGACUGGUUACUGCCAGCGUCAUCACUGUGGACAACCAAGAGCUGCAGGACCUCCUAGGUGACUUCAAGUUUAUCUCCGCCACAUACCGCCUGUUCAAGAUCCCUAAAGGCACCACCAAGCCCUGUCAGGUCAUAUAUAAUGGGAGCAUAACAGGAGUAGAGAACAGCUUCCAGUUUGACUGUCAGUACACAUUCAAGGUGGACGAAGUGGUGGAGGUUGAUGGAGAAGUGGCCACCAUACUGACCCAUUCCAGAUUCAAGGAAGAUUUCACUUUCCAGCCUCAGGGAGGCCCCCGUGAGCCCUGCGGAGUCAAACCUAAGGCGGGCACUGUGGAUCCUUUCCAGCUGGUCCUUCAGCUGGGGAAACAACAGCCAGGUUCAGCCACAGGGGGAUGCUGCAGCACACAGUCUGCCUGCUGCAAGUGAUGGUGGGAAGAGCACUCAGAAAUACAGGCCUAUCAUAAUAUGAAGCAUAAUAACAAUAGAGCAAAUGUCCUAACUUAAUUACGCUUCAAUCGGUGUUAUGAUGUUGUGCCAUAUUAACAUUUGAAUGGAGAUUUUCGCAAUUUAAAUGAUAUACUUACAUGUCUCUUAUUGAUGUUCUGUGAACUCUGAAAAACAGAAGACUGAAAUGGUGACUUUGAUUUAUGUGAAUAAUUAUGUUGCACAAAUUAAAUGACUUUGGAUUUGUAUCGAGGCACAAUCAAGAUACUCACACGUGCAAAACUUGUACAUAAUCUUCUUAUAGUGCUAUUACUUUCAUAUCUCUUAACAAUCUUAGACAUCGGCAUUGUCUUAUAUGUGUCAUCGAUUCCUUUUAUUGGGACUUUUCCAUCUUAAUUAUAUAAAAAAAUAUUCGCUGUAUAACCUCUAAUUUAAUUCAUUGGUUAAGGAGUAUGUUGCCAUAAGUGUUUAAGUGCACUGCUAUGUUAAUUGUUUUGUGUUAUUCAUGUUAUUAAUAAAUGCUGUCAAACUAUUGGA
Messenger RNA from Eleginops maclovinus (Patagonian blennie), 2631 nucleotides. It is a transcript of the gene as3mt, whose product is annotated as arsenite methyltransferase. Gene Ontology annotation, cellular component: cytosol. Gene Ontology annotation, biological process: arsonoacetate metabolic process; toxin metabolic process. Lineage: Eukaryota; Metazoa; Chordata; Actinopteri; Perciformes; Eleginopidae. Gene Ontology annotation, molecular function: arsenite methyltransferase activity. The record is from RefSeq and is a predicted model, not a curated record.